Megalopta genalis is the source of this 1909-nucleotide messenger RNA. The record is from RefSeq and is a predicted model, not a curated record. Lineage: Eukaryota; Metazoa; Arthropoda; Insecta; Hymenoptera; Halictidae.
AAAGAAGAAGGCUAGAUGAACGAAGGGAGAGAGCGAGAGAGAAGAGUAGAGAGUCGGUUUUCUAAAAUUAGAGCGACGAGGAAGAGAAGGGGAUGGCUCCUUAUAGAGCUUGCGACGCCGAGCUUGCGGCCAGGGUUAGCAAACUGGCACUCUCUUUCUCGUCUCAGAAUAUCGGAUUACCUUUGCACCGGUGCAUCGUCUCGCCCCUUCGACUUCCUUUCUUUUCUAGCUGUUUCUUUCUCGAGCGCCGGCAAGCACCUUAACCGCCCGCAAACAUGUCUGACGACGAGGAACAAUACUCCAGCGAGGAGGAGGUGGUCGAGGAAACGUAAGCAACCGGAGAGGAAGAUCGAGGGUAGGGCGUCCCAAAAGGACUCUGGGGAGAAUCCCGAGUUUAUGAAGAGGCAGGAACAGAAGAGAAGCGACCUAGACGAACAGCUCAAGGAAUACAUUGCAGAAUGGCGGAAGCAGAGGGCCAAGGAGGAGGAGGAGCUGAAGAGAUUGAAGGAGAAGCAAGCGAAACGCAAGAUCACUCGCGCGGACGAGGAGAAGAGAUUGGCCCAGAAAAAGAAAGAGGAGGAAGAGCGUCGCCAACGUGAAAUCGAGGAGAAGAAACAACGCGACAUAGAGGAAAAGAGAAAGCGUCUCGAAGAGUCGGAAAAGAAACGCCAAGCUAUGAUGCAAGCGAUGAAGGACCAGAGCAAGAAGGGACCGAACUUCACCAUCACUAGGAAAGAUCUGGCAGGCAACCUCACGUCGGCGCAACUGGAGCGCAACAAGACGAAAGAGCAGCUCGAAGAGGAGAAGAAAAUCUCGCUGAGCAUCCGUAUCAAACCCCUGGAAAUGGAUGGUUUGGCCAUUGAGAAGCUCCGGUCCAAGGCUAACGAUCUCUGGGACACUAUAGUCAAGCUGGAAACCGAGAAAUACGAUCUGGAAGAGCGACAGAAACGCCAGGACUAUGACCUUAAAGAAUUAAAAGAACGUCAAAAGCAGCAACUGAGGCACAAGGCUUUGAAGAAAGGUCUCGACCCUGAAGCCCUCACCGGCAAGUACCCUCCCAAGAUUCAAGUCGCCUCCAAAUACGAACGCCGCGUGGAUACCAGGUCCUACGACGACAAGAAGAAGCUCUUCGAAGGUGGAUAUGACACGCUUCUAGCGGAGUACAACGAGAAACUGUGGAAACAGAAAUCAGAACAGUUCAUGAAGCGCACCAAAACGAAGUUGCCGAAGUGGUUCGGAGAGAGGCCAGGCAAGAAACCUGGAGACCCCGAGUCUCCGGAGGGCGAAGAAGACGUGAAGGCUGCGGCUGAGGACGAGGAGCUCGAAGAGCCACAAUUCGAAGAGGAAGAAGAGGAAGAAGAGGAGGAGGAGGAGGAAGAGGAGGAGGGUGGAGAAGGAAAGGAGGGCGAGGGCGAGGAAGAGGAGGAGGAAGAGGAAGAGGAAGAGGAGGAAGAGGAAGAAGAGGAGGAGGAAGAGGAGGAGGAAGAAGAAGAAUAGACAGCUCCUCUCGAACGAAUCGGCAUCUAACCACCAAUUCAAUCGAUCGAUCAUCAAUCAAUCUCGAAACAUCCUUCGAACCAUCGAAUAUAGUCGUGGCGGCAGUAGAGGCAACAAUGGCGCGCCGUUGUCCCAGAAUCCCAUCGUUAUGGGUCCCUUCACCGUUAUGGCAGUGGAAGUUCGACACCGGAAGUCGGACGUCUGCGCGCCGUAUUUCUCCGCGAAGGACCCUCACCAUAACGGCGAGGAUUCCGGCGAGAUGAAACACGCUGUUACUACUUACCAGCUGUUCUACUACCACUACUACUUCUACUACUAUUAUUCUACUACUUCUAUUGCUACUAUAAUUAUUAUUAUGAUAUUGUACAAAAAUACACGCACACACAUUAUUAAAAUAAAACGGUUUAUCGUA